Molecule: messenger RNA, 927 nt
Organism: Zonotrichia leucophrys gambelii
Lineage: Eukaryota; Metazoa; Chordata; Aves; Passeriformes; Passerellidae
Gene: EFCAB10
Product: EF-hand calcium binding domain 10
Exons: 4
Coding region: 155-541 (128 amino acids)
Source: RefSeq, a predicted model, not a curated record
GUCAGUCAGUUCUUCCUUCCCUUCCCUUCCCGCUGCCCCCGCGGAGCGUCCCGCGGUCGGAGCCGCCGCCUCGGGCUCCUCUGCUCGCCCUGCUCCUGCCCGUGCCCGCCCGGCUCCCGCCGCUGCUCCCCUCAGGCCGCCCCGGCAGCGCGGGAUGGCGGCGGGCGAGGAGGAGAGCCGCGAGUACCUGCGGCGGCACCGGCUGCCCGAGCUGCUGCACCGCCUCGGAGCGCUGCUGCUCUUCCACCGGCCCGAGCGGCCACGAGAGUUCCUGAUCCAGGUGCUGGAGCGGGUGAAGGCUGGCAGGCGAGCCGAGGGCGAGUACCCGUUCCUCAUGGACGAGGCCAACGUGGAGGCCAUGUUCGGCCUGCUGGAUGUCCUGGGCCAGGGCUCCAUCCGGCCCGCGCAGUACAGGGAAGCCCUUAAAACUUUGGGACUGAGCACUGAGGAUUUGGAGCUAGAAGACGAUGUGGAGAUCACACUGGAUGAAUUCAAGGAAGGAAUGAAGAAAAAGAUGCUGGAGAGCUGGUCUGUGUAUUAGUUUCAGCAGUGGUCUGCUAUAUAUAUUAAAAACAGGCAUCUUCCCCAGUUUUUCUUCUGGUUUGUCAGCUGUGAAGAGUUGAUUUUAAGCAAUAUUCUCUUUUCUCUUUUUCUCAUCUUCCCUGCCCUUCAGUGGAGCAAUCAGCUGAAGAGGACAAGUGACAAGAACAUGUGCAUGUCCAGCAGGCACUGGAGGGAGUAUAGUUAAGAAUUGCUGUUCUUAAUAUAAUUAAAUAGUUUAAAAAAAAAAAAAAGUAGAGAUCUCUUUUGCAACUGAAAUAGUAUUUUGGAGUUUCCUCCUUCAGGUCAUAGUUUACAGUAAAGGAUUGUUACCUGUUGGCUCAUUAGCACUCAAUAAAAUAAAAGUUGGUUUUUGGGCUUGUGCUA